This is a messenger RNA of Penicillium angulare, 2226 nucleotides long. RefSeq names its product putative transcription initiation factor TFIID subunit. Gene Ontology annotation, molecular function: protein binding; RNA polymerase II general transcription initiation factor activity. Gene Ontology annotation, biological process: transcription initiation at RNA polymerase II promoter. NCBI's taxonomy places the organism in Eukaryota, Fungi, Ascomycota, Eurotiomycetes, Eurotiales, Aspergillaceae. The record is from RefSeq and is a predicted model, not a curated record. The transcript is spliced from 5 exons. The coding region runs from base 1 to 2226 and encodes 741 amino acids. Gene Ontology annotation, cellular component: transcription factor TFIID complex.
AUGUCCGCGCCCGGUGGUGCCCCUAGCCCUGUGCCUAGAGGCGGGAGCAUGGGUCCCGGUCCCAAUGGCAGCGGGAUGCCAAUGAACUCCCAGCAACCUAUGUCAACAGGUACUCCAGUACAUGGGCCGCCAACACCUGGUCCGCCACCCCAAAGUGGCGCUAUGUCCCAGCAAAAUUUAAAUCAGAUCGUCAUCGACUAUCUUGCCAAGAAAGGUUACAGCCGCACAGAGGCUAUGCUUCGCAUGGAGUCUGCCAACCAAGAAAUUGAUGGUCGUCCCCUUCCCCCACUUGGUGAAGAUGCACGACCCAAGUUCAAGCAGGGCUUUGACCUUCUCAAAAAUUGGGUUGAGGAGAACCUCGACUUGUACAAGCCCGAGCUUCGCCGCGUUCUAUGGCCCCUUUUUGUUUAUUCAUUUCUCAACAUGAUCACAUCUUUCUACCCACAAGAUGCAAAGCAGUUCUUCGAGGCCAACAAGAACAUGUUCCUGCCAGAGCACACAGAUGACAUUCGUGUAUUUGAACCUAUCAGUCUCCCUGAACACGUUCAAGACAACCCGGUAGCCAAGCUCUACCGCACGAACAAGUAUCGAAUUGUUCUCAGCAAUCCCGCAUACACUAAUCUCCUUCAAUUCCUUGAAAGCAAAGAGAAAGAAGGAGGAUCAGUGAUGAAUGCUAUCAUGAGCAGCUACUGUGUUGUGAAGACGAUGGAUCGGGCUGCCGAUGAUAGAUUCAGCUUUGCAACCAUGCUCGGUCAAAUUGGAGCUGGACAAUCCUUCCCUGCCGAAGAUGAGGGUAUUCCUGGCCACCAUCCUGGCUCCGCUUACACUGGUGAUAACCCAGCAAUGGCGGGUACCCUUCCGCGACUAAGACUUGGAAAGUUGCCCAUGGAGCCUGCCAUGGAGGAAGAUGUUCGUGCCGAAUUAGCAGAAGAGGAUCUUAAAGAGCCUCCUUUGGCUGGACGCAGCACGCUCACUCAAGAGUUUGAUCAAAUGAUCAAGAAGGAAGAAGAGGAUGAGGCGCCUAGUCGCGCCGAUAUUCCCUUCCCUUCUUCGACUGCGCGUGAUGUGCGAAUGGAAGUCAUGAAGGUUAAGGAAAACCGAGACCGCUUCAAGAUCGAGGGGCGUACUGGUGGUGUGGGCCCUGCCCUCAGUGUGUGCAUGUUCACUUUCCACAACACAUAUGAUGGCAUCAACUGUAUUGACUUCUCUGACGACAAUAUGCUUGUUGCCGCGGGCUUUGAGCAUUCAUACAUUCGUAUCUGGUCUCUCGACGGCAAGAACAUCGAAGCAGCCUACCCCGAUGUAGACGAUCAACCACCCGCCAACUCUCGCCGUCUUAUCGGGCACUCAGGCCCCAUUUAUGCAGUUACUUUCCAACCUUCAGCAACUCGCGCCGAAAGCGUCGAUCCAGAUGACUAUGUCCCCACAAACGCUCGCUUCUUACUGUCAUCAUCUGCCGACAAGACCGUCCGACUUUGGUCUUUAGAUACCUGGCAAUGUAUGGUUGUGUACAAGGGUCACGACCGACCAGUCUGCGAUCUGCGAUGGGGCCCAUUCGGACACUACUUCGUUACAGGUGGAUCUGACCGCACUGCCCGUCUUUGGGUCACCGAUCACAUCCGCCAACAGCGUAUUUUCGUCGGUCAUGACCAAGACGUAGACUGCGUCUGCUUCCACCCCAACUCUGCAUACGUCUUCACAGCUAGCUGCGACCACACAGUCAGGAUGUGGGCCAUAACUACCGGAAACGCAGUUCGUAUGUUCACCGGCCACACUGGCAACAUCACCGCAAUGGAAUGUAGCCGUGAUGGCAAGCUUCUCGCUUCCGCCGAUGACCAAGGCUCAAUCUUCCUAUGGGACCUCGCACCCGGUCGACUCUUGAAGCGCAUGCGCGGCCACGGAAAAGGCGGCAUCUGGUCAUUAAGCUGGAGUGUCGAAUCAACUGUCCUAGUUUCAGGUGGCGCAGAUGGUACCGUUCGUAUCUGGGACGUUACCGGCCCCCAAGACGCGACGCAAGGGCGUGUCAUCGGCGAGGGCGCCGGUGCUACCAAGAUCGAUGCCACUAAUGCGCCUGCUGCAGGUGCCCAGAGCAAGAAAAAGAAGGGCAAAGAUGUUGUGGUGACUCCCGACCAGAUCAGUGCUUUCCCAACGAAGAAAACACCUGUGUACAAGGUCAAGUUCACCAACAUGAAUCUGGUCGUGGCCGGUGGUGCCUAUCUUCCUUAG